UAGUUUUGAUAUAAUAGUGCUGUUACAUACAGUAUACCUACUUAAAAUGGAUUAAAUCUGUCUGGACAGCUUGAGCAACUGCGGGUUAAAAUGAUAUAAUUUACCAAUCUAAAUGAUUCAAUCCAUCAUAAUAACAAAUCAUGCUCAGCCCUCCAUAUAUCUGAUAUUCGCUGUGAUUUUUUUCAGUGCUACUGUCCUGUUAAUACAUGUUCGUCCCCAACAACAGUCACUGCUUGAGGUCUUCUGUUGAAAAUGUUUCCGGUCCUGUCCCUCCUGCUCCCCGACAUGCAGCCUCUACAGCCGUGUGCUCGCUGCGUCUCCGCUCCGCAGUUCGAGGCUGACGUUGAUGAAGUGUGCCGCUAGUUUGAUUCACUUUUGUUAAGAUGGAGCCUCCGGACUUCGAAGCCACCAACUUCACCCUGGAGCCAGCGUCGUCCGCCUACCCGCUCUGUGAGGACUGGAGAGACGGCUCGGAGGGCUCCGUCUUUCACCUCGCCAACAUCUUCUUCUUCUUGGGAUUCAUGGGCGGCAGCGGCUUCUACGGACUCCUCUAUCUGUUCCCGCUCCUGACUCUGGGCUUCUUCUGCUUGUCCCUCUGGGCUUGGUCGGACCCCUGCAGCUCGGAGCCUUUCCUGUGGAGUCUCGCCCUCUCGGGGGUGUGUUUGGGACAAACCUUGCAUGUUGCCUACAGGCUGAGGAGCGUCUCACUCAACAAGGACUUUCAGGAGCUUUACAACUGCAUGUUUAAGAAACUCGGAGUAUCACUGACGCAUUUUUCGAUGAUAGUGGCCUCCAGUGACGGAGAAGUCCACACCAUAGAGAAGAACCAGUGCCUCGCCAUAGAGGGAAAAACCGCUAUCGACAAGCUGUCAGUGCUGCUGUCUGGCAGAAUCCGUGUGACAGUCAAUGGAGAGUUCCUGCAUUACAUCUACCCUUUCCAGUUUUUGGACUCACCUGAAUGGGACUCUCUCAGACCAUCAGAGGAGGGUGUAUUUCAGGUGACCCUGUGUGCUGAUAACCCAUGCCGAUAUGUGGCGUGGAGAAGGAAGAAACUGUACCUGCUUUUCGCUAAGCAUCGCUACAUAGCCAAGAUCUUUGCCUUGGUGGUGCGCAAUGACAUAGCAGAAAAGCUGUACUCACUCAGUGACAAGGCUUUGGACAGAUCUGGGCACCGCUAUGAUCUCCGCUUACCAAGUUACUGUCACAUGCCUGGACCGAAUUAGAAAAGACAUAUGACCUCCUGCAAGUACCAGUGUAGGGUGUAAGGUUUCCUAAACACACUCAUACACUCUCCCAGGCCUUAAACACCAAGGACUGACUCACUGCAUAUAGGAAUGAGUGUUGGUAAGUCAGGGCAAAAGAGCAUUAUCUAAAAUCCUUUCUAGUGUUGACAGAAUACAAUGUGUUUGGUCUGCUAUUCACUUAAAAUAAAAUAAUGGUUUAAAGGAAAUUUCUGUAUCACAGAAAGAAGAGUUGAACUCUCCUCACCUUACUAAAAGUGAAAAAGGAUCCAGCACUAAAUAGUAACAUAUCGUCUAAGCACUCUGACAGAGUAAAAAGCAAUAAUGCCAACUAGUUCGUUAGUCCCUAGUCAGUUUCUUAAUUUUAUUUUCUCUGGUUGAAAUUAUAUGCAAAAGCAGAACAUAAGCAACUCAGACCUUUACUGCUCCACAAAGAGCCAUCUGCAAAUGCCAUUCUGUCAUGCAGCAGUGAAAUAGAAUAUAAUGCUUUGACUGAAGAGCUGUUUUGUCUCUGAGCGUUCUGACCUGACUGCUGAGUUAAAUAGCUGUCCAAAUGUUGUGUGUACUUGCACUAUGCAUUUAAAGGAUAUAAAUCUUACGCAUUAUGGGGAGCCUCCUCUCUCUUGGACACAGAACGCCAGUCCCCAUAGUGUAAAUACUGUCAUUUUUAGGUGAAGACUCAGUUUAAUGUUGUUGUGAACCUUAGGGUUUGGUUUAGUCUUCAGAAAAUUUAUAUAAAUCAAUGUAAUGUACUUUGAAGUAAUGAAAACAACUGUGUCAAAAUGAUUUUAUGUUGAUGACACUUAAGAUCAUGCUGUUAGACUGACCCUGAGGGCAAAGGAUUAUAUUUAUGAACUUAAUAUUUAGAACACCAUUCAUUUUUACUUUAAGUGGUGAGUUAGCUGAAUGUAUCGUACCUAAUGAAUGUAGAAAGGAAAGUAAAUAUGUGGCUGUGAGUGUCUUAACCUUCUAAAACUGCAUGAUGUAGAGACUUAGUGUUAAUUUGAUAUAUUGUUGUGAAUAUUCUAUAUGUCUGUUUUACUUCAGAAAUAAAUUAUACUUUAUUUUACUGUGUAAAUGUGAUGCAUGAACAGUAGUGCAAAUAAUAUACAGAGUGGCUAUGUAGAAUACAGUAUACAGAAACUGACCAAGAAAUUAACAGCAAUUAAACACAUUUUCAGUCAUCGUCUGAGGAUUGCAUUCACCGGUUGCCAUGGAGAUAGGCCUAUCUCAGUACAUGGGCCUUGAGUUAAGUUUAUUUUAUCAAAAUAACAUAUAAGAAAUGAGUCAUUGCAUCAAUGGUCCAUUAAAUUGAAACACAACAACAAAACUGUAAAAGAGUUAGCCCUUAAAAAGUGUUAAUUUGACAAUAUAAAUACUAAAAAUGUGCAAUUUUUCUGUUAGCUCUCAGACAAGCAUUCUGUUUAAAAUAAAUCUCAACUUUGAAUUAUUUUGAUUGAUUAAAGAAUGCAAGGAAUAUGAAAGAG
Messenger RNA from Amphiprion ocellaris (clown anemonefish), 2728 nucleotides. RefSeq names its product popeye domain containing 3 (gene popdc3). The record is from RefSeq and is a predicted model, not a curated record. Bases 384 to 1223 code for a protein of 279 amino acids. NCBI's taxonomy places the organism in Eukaryota, Metazoa, Chordata, Actinopteri, Pomacentridae. The transcript has 3 exons. Gene Ontology annotation, cellular component: sarcolemma. Gene Ontology annotation, molecular function: cAMP binding.